Messenger RNA from Penicillium antarcticum, 942 nucleotides. RefSeq lists its product as uncharacterized. The coding region runs from base 1 to 942 and encodes 313 amino acids. NCBI's taxonomy places the organism in Eukaryota, Fungi, Ascomycota, Eurotiomycetes, Eurotiales, Aspergillaceae. The record is from RefSeq and is a predicted model, not a curated record. The transcript has a single exon.
AUGAUGCGCAAAAAAGAAGCGUAUACCCAAAUCACACCCAUCCCCUCCAACGUACCCCGCCAACUAGCCCUGGACAUCCUCCACAGCCACAGCGAAAUAAUCACCCUGAACCCACUAGUCCUCUCGCACCGCCCGAUCAAAGCGCCCCGAGAUGCAGUCUCAGAUGAGUACUACUCAACCUGGUACGAAAUCACCGAACGAGUGCAAUACCUGCCCGGCCUGGGAAAGAUGGGCUCAGGCAAAAUAAGCUUCAAAGGCUGUUUCCACGACGAAACUUGGGGUCUCAAGACUCACACAUAUGCACCGAUGAGCAUAGAUCUGCAGAGCAAAUGGCGCAUUGCAGGCAACCAGCCUGACGAGCCGCCCGAUCUGGAAGGGCGGGAACCGCGCUCAGCAGGUGCGCCUGCGAACGGACUUUAUCUGCGCGAGGAUGUUGAGAUCUCGUGUAAUUUGACGCUCAUGUCAUUUGUCAAGGGUCAGCUUAAGGCUGCGUCCAAGGUUCUUGUGGAUCGGUUGAUCAAGAAGGCUGAGUUACUUGAUGAGGGUGCUUUGCAGGCUAUGAUGGAGGAUGGCAAGUUGAGGACGUUUAAUCCGGCUGAUCGGUCGAGUUUGAUGAUGUCGCCUUCGGUUAGGUAUUCGGAUCGGGAGAGGAGGAGGUCGUCUCGGUGGUCUUCUCAAGCUUCUGAGUGUGACUAUGACAAUGAGCAGGAAAGUCAGGGAAGCCAGGGAAGCCAGGGAAGGGGCUCUGUGUCUGGGUGGAAGAAGUAUUCUUUGUCGCCCCGAUAUAAUCAGGAGCAGAAGGGCUUUAUUGCGGAGUUGCCGGCUGAUACAUAUCAUCCACGGCCUAGUCCUGGGGUUGAGAAGUAUUCUGAGUUGCCGAGUCCUGAUAUGCGGUUUUCUUCGAAUCGAUAUGAUGGGCAUCCUGCUGAACUUCCUCAGUAA